GUGCUUUAAAUUGAUAUAUGUAAACCCUAGAUAAAUGAAAAGAAAAGACAAAAGUGGUUGGAAGAGAAAGAUACUCCUCUCCCUGGUUUUUGAAUUGGACUAAAAUUCUGCUUUUUCAUCGCAUGCAUAGAGUCUGGUAAAACACGCACUGGACACUAAGCCUGCAAGCCAUGUCUUCCUCCCCAGCAUCCCUCUGCACUUACCAGCUCUAUACUCCCUUCAAUGCCAAUACCAAAAAUCGAUUCUUAACCAGACCCCAACCUGCGACUUCGUCAAAUUUCCACAAGAAAUCCCAAUUUCGAAAAACCCUUGUUGUCCGAGCCACAGCUCCUGAUUCUAGAGCUACCCGGAAACAAGUAGAGGUAGUAUAUGAUCUUGAAGAAAAGUUUAAUAAAUUAGCCGAUGAAGUGGAUAGGCAGGCUGGCAUUUCAAGGCUAACUUUGUUUUCUCCUUGCAAGGUAAAUAUUUUCUUGAGAAUUACAGGCAGAAGAGAAGAUGGGUUUCAUGAUUUGGCAUCUCUGUUUCAUGUAAUUAGUCUAGGAGAUAAAAUAAAGUUCUCUCUAUCACCAUCAAAGUCAAAGGACUCUUUAUCAACUAAUGCUCCUGGUGUUCCUCUUGAUGAAAGAAAUUUGAUAAUAAAGGCGCUUAAUCUUUACAGGAAAAAGACUGGAACAGACAAGCACUUUUGGAUUCAUCUUGAUAAGAAGGUACCUACUGGGGCUGGUCUUGGUGGUGGGAGCAGCAAUGCUGCAACAGCCUUAUGGGCAGCAAAUCAAUUUAGUGACGGUCUUGCCACUGAAAAGGAUCUGCAAGAAUGGUCGAGUGAGAUUGGUUCUGAUGUACCGUUUUUUUUCUCUCAUGGAGCAGCCUACUGUACUGGUAGAGGCGAGGUUGUUCAAGAUAUCUCAUUCCCGACGCCCUUUGACAUUCCAAUGGUUCUCAUUAAACCGCCAGAAGCAUGCCCUACGGCUGAAGUUUACAAGCAUCUUCAAUUAGAUAAAAGUAGUAAGGUUGACCCCUCAAUCCUGCUCGAGAAGAUUUUGAAGAAUGGAGUUUCUCAAGAUGUUUGUGUCAAUGAUUUAGAGCCUCCUGCAUUUGAGGUCCUUCCGUCUCUGAGAAGAUUAAAACAGCGUAUAGCUGCUGCAAGCCGAGGGCAAUAUGAUGCCAUUUUCAUGUCCGGAAGUGGAAGUACUAUAGUGGGGAUUGGUUCACCAGAUCCCCCACAGUUUCUGUAUGAUGAAGAAGAGUAUAAGGAGGUCUUCUUGUCAGAAGCCAGCUUCAUCACACGUGCACCUAAUCAGUGGUAUACAGAAUCGGUUUCAGUCAAUCCCUGCGACUCUCCUACAGAAUUUUCUUAAUGUUUGGUGUGUUUUUCCACACCCUUUGUUGUAUGUGAGUUGAUAAAUGAUAAUAAUAAUAAUAAUUUCAAGUGUCAUAAUUAGCUCUAUUGUGUUCA
Molecule: messenger RNA, 1456 nt
Organism: Ipomoea nil (Japanese morning glory)
Lineage: Eukaryota; Viridiplantae; Streptophyta; Magnoliopsida; Solanales; Convolvulaceae
Product: 4-diphosphocytidyl-2-C-methyl-D-erythritol kinase, chloroplastic/chromoplastic
Exons: 11
Coding region: 171-1358 (395 amino acids)
Biological process (GO): terpenoid biosynthetic process
Cellular component (GO): chloroplast
Molecular function (GO): 4-(cytidine 5'-diphospho)-2-C-methyl-D-erythritol kinase activity; ATP binding
Source: RefSeq, a predicted model, not a curated record